AUGGAACAGCGAGCUCUCGUCCAGCUGGCAGUACUGGCAUCACUUGCCACCAUCAGCGCCUUUGUGGUCAUUGGACUGUACCACAAGCGUCAAAAGUACCAGAAGAUUGAGGAUGUAAAGCAGCCUGUAGCGUCGUCUGUUUCGAAGGCGCAGCCUGUCACGUCGAAGGAGAAGGAACCGGAGGCGACGGUCCCUCAAGACGUUCCCAAGCCGCCACUCCCUGUAGAGAACGUUGGAGAGCAGGAAGCCACACUAGCCACUAAGCAAUACAAAGCUGGAGAAUAUGAAGGAGCUAUCGAUCUCUAUUCCGUCGCCAUCUCCAAGUGCGAGCAGCAGCAUCCGCUGGACGCCCGCAACCUUAAAGUCAUGUACUCGAACCGCGCGGCAGCCUAUGAGAAGCUCCAGGACUAUGAUAAUGUUGUCGCUGACUGUACUAUGGCUCUGAGUUUGGAUAAUAGACACCCCAAGUCAUAUUUACGUCGGGCCAAGGCUAGAGCUAACAUGGGGGACCUGCGUGGGUCACUAGUGGACUACGUAUGUUUGCUGGUGAUUUCCGAGGAGAAGCAGGAGCAAGUGGAUGAGAAUUUGGCUCAAGAGAUCAGUCGUAUUCAUAGUGAAAUCACUGCAAAGGAGAUUGAGGAUGCCCAGCAGAACAAGCAGGACCCCAUACGGUACCUACCCGACCAGUUUUUUGUCACGUCGUACUACUCGUCAUUCCAUCCUAGCGACGAUGAAAAUGACAUUGUUGCUGAUAAAUCUUCAGAGGAAUAUACGAUAGAGUUAGAGGCUCUGGAGACCGGAGAUGACCUUCGGGCGCAGCGUAGCUUGCUGCUAACGAAACGUGGACUUGCGUUGAAGAAGGAAAAAGACUAUGACAUGGCUGCCAAGGACCUGGACGCUGCCUGCAGGAUCGGUCAGCCUGAAGACGAGGCGUACUACACAGCCCAGAUUGAGAACGGAACGUAUCACCACCUGCGUGGCGAGUUCGAGCUCGCUCGUAAGUCGUUCGAGAAAGCCCUAGCUGCUAAACCCCACUCCAUUUUCGCCAAAAUCCGCAUGGGUGGUCUCUGUUUUGAUCAGAAAGAUCUGAAGAUGGCGCUUGAAUGGUUUGACAAGGCUCUGGCUGAGAAGUCCGAGUGCUCUACGGCCUACUUUCACCGGGGGCAGCUUCACUCUAUCGACGUGUCGCCGGAUGGUACCAGCAAUGAAUCGUCGAUGGCGGCAGCUCGGAGUGACCUGGAAAAGUGUAUUAGCAUUGCACCUGAUUUUGCAAUGGCCUACAUUCAAUUGGGUGUCACCCAUGCUCGUAACGGCAACUUCCAGGGCGCCAUAGAAUACCUUACAACGGCGGCUCGCAUCACACCAGAUGUGCCGGAGAUUUACAACUACUUGGGAGAGACAUACAUGCAGAUGCUGCAGGUUCCGGGUAGUGCCGUUGAUCUGAAGACUGUGGAGGAAAUGUUUGAGAAGGCGAUCGAGCUGGACCCGUCGUACCCGAUGGCAUACAUUAAUCAGGGCAAUUUGUUGGUGCAAAAGGGCACGGAGUACGGUCACCAGGCGCUUGGUUUGUUUGAAAAGGCUGUGGAAAUGUGCCCUCGCUCCAAGUUUGCAUACUGCCAUCUCGCCCAGGUCUACAUGGCAAUGCAGGAGUAUUCACGCGCCAUCGAACAGAUUGACAAGGCGGUGGCUUUUGCCUUCAGCAAGGACGAAUUCAACGAGCUAUUUGCUAUCCGUGUGACAGCCGAGACACACCAACAAGCCUCAUUGUUGCUCCACUAA
Peronospora farinosa is the source of this 1779-nucleotide messenger RNA. Lineage: Eukaryota; Oomycota; Peronosporomycetes; Peronosporales; Peronosporaceae. The record is from the annotation of a GenBank genome assembly.